CUUUUCAAUACCAACGAGGUGGUCUGCCAUUUCAACAAUCGGAAUAGCCUAACCCAGAGAAGCGGCAGAGGAAUCCGGGUUGUAAAUAUUACCGAUAAUUUAAGGAGGAAUUUGGCAAGGGAUACCAGAAUAACUACUAGUAGGCUUUUCGCAUUUGAAACAAUAACAAUGUCACGCAUAUCAAGAGUAGUAUUGCAUUCGCGACCCGGGAAAAACGGGGAGCCGACUCCAGAAAACUUCCGUGUCGAAGAAGGUACCCUGAAAACUGAUCUGAAACCGGGUGAAGUCCUCGUACGGACUUUGUAUCUCUCUGUCGACCCCUAUAUGCGGUGCCGUAUGAACGAGGACACGGGGACGGACUACAUAUCGCCCUGGACGCUGUCGGAGUGCGUGGACGGCGGCGGUGUGGGCGUGGUCGAGUCCAGUCGCCACGACGCCCUCUCCGAGGGGGACACGGUGACGUCGUUCUACUGGCGCUGGCAAACCCGCGACGCGGCGGAGGGCGGCAGGCUGCAGAAGCUGGAUCCUCAGCUGGUGAAUGGAAACCUGUCCUACUUCCUGGGUACUGUGGGCAUGCCAGGACUCACCUCCCUAUUGGGGGUGAGGGAAAUGGGUCAUGUGACAGCUGGAGCCAAUCAGACGAUGGUCGUCAGUGGAGCAGCAGGGGCUUGUGGGUCACUGGCUGGACAGAUCGGCCGACUGGACGGCUGCACCAGGGUGGUGGGGAUCUGCGGCUCGGAGCAGAAGUGCCAGGUCCUGGUGUCGGAGCUGGGCUUCACCUCCGCCGUCAACUACCGCCAGGGAGACGUCUCCGCUGCGCUGAGGGAGAGCUGCCCCGACGGGGUGGACGUCUACUUCGACAACGUGGGCGGGCCCAUCAGCGAAGCGGUCAUCGAGCAGAUGAACAAAGAUAGCCACGUGAUCCUCUGUGGACAGAUAUCCCAGUACAACAAGGAUGUGCCGUACCCGCCGCCCCUCAGGAAAGAGACGCAAGAGGCCGUGCUCCGCAAUAACAUCACCAGGGAAAGGUUCAUGGUGCUGAACUACAUGGAGAAGCAUGACGCCGCUCUCCUACAGCUGAGCCAGUGGGUAAAGGCAGGACAGAUCAAAGUGUUGGAGACCAUCGUGAACGGAAUAGAGAACAUGGGAGUGGCGUUUUGCUCCAUGAUGACAGGGGGUAAUGUCGGUAAACAGAUUGUGAAGAUUUCGGACUGACCUGAGGCAGUCUCCCGAACCUGUUGAAUAUUCAACAGCGAGCGGCAUUUUCACACGAGAAAUUCACUGAACACAUCAGGGGUGCCCAACUCCCAUCCUGCAGAGAAAGUCCGUGUACUGGUUUUUGUUACAACCAAAUGCCUUAGUUUCAGUUUUCUCACAGCUCUAUAAACUACUCCUGUUCAGUCCUGUGCGUGAGCCCUGUGAAAUCUUUAGGAUUCACUUGCAGUCUGCAGCUGUACAUAUGGUGCAUAUUUUCAGAUGAAGUCCUGAAAGUGGUCAGCUCUUGUGUACCCCUGGACUAGAUGGUAGACGAGCCUUUUCACCUGGCUGAUGGGUUUACUAAUUUCACAUUUCUAAUAAUGAAGAUUAUUGUUCCCAGAAUGUGCUACUCCAGUACUCAUUUUGACUCUAUAUUCAACUAACUAAUUCAACUAACUUUAUUCAGGAAGACUUUGUUGACUUUGUUGACUUUGUUGAUCGUGAACUAAAUCAAGGUACAGUGUCUUUUUAAGCUCAUUGUCUGAAGUAAGACAUCGGGGGGAAAAAAUGACUUGUAAAUUGUCAAUUUAAAAAAAGGUUUAAUUCACAGCACUAUAAAUCCCACAUUUAUAAAUAA
Conger conger (European conger) is the source of this 1834-nucleotide messenger RNA. RefSeq names its product prostaglandin reductase 2 (gene ptgr2). Gene Ontology annotation, molecular function: 15-oxoprostaglandin 13-reductase [NAD(P)+] activity. Bases 169 to 1215 code for a protein of 348 amino acids. The transcript is spliced from 9 exons. Gene Ontology annotation, biological process: prostaglandin metabolic process. NCBI's taxonomy places the organism in Eukaryota, Metazoa, Chordata, Actinopteri, Anguilliformes, Congridae. The record is from RefSeq and is a predicted model, not a curated record.